CAGCCUGCAAGAGGGGAGGAGCGAAACGCGAGGCAGAGCCACUCUCAAACUUCACACAGCUGCAGAGAUCGGCGGCAGGAGAGGAAGGCUGCGGCGGCUGCUGUGUACGUACUGCCGGGGCCAGGAUGAUGCGUGUGGGACAGUUCCUGAGGCUGCGGGCGUGGCGCUGCAGGGCGCUGUUGGCUGUGAUGGUCACGGCGGCGCUGCUGUUCGGCGCCCUGCUCAUGGACGGGAAGCGUCCUGACGUUGCCACAAGGCCGGUGUGGAUGGCGGCCGGGAACUGCACGCCGCGGACCAACAUUGCCUUCCUCAAGAGCCACAAGUGUGCUUCCUCCGCUAUCCAGAACAUCCUCUUCCGCUACGGCCUCAAGCACAACCUCUACUUCGCUCUGCCGGACAGAGGGAACUACUUCGGCGGCGGACGACAAAACUUCAAGGCCGAGAUGGUGAGGUUGUCGGUCCUCAACAAGAUGGAGCCGAACAUCUUCGCCAUACACACCAAGUGGGACCACGACGAGGUGAGGAAGGUGAUGCCUGAGGACACCGUCUACUUCACCAUCGUCAGGGAACCCUCGGCGCUUUUCCAGUCGCUCUUUGUCUACUCGGAUUUUGAGAAGAAGAAAGGCAUGACGAUAGACGAGUUCGUGAGGGAGGUGGCGGUGGACGCAGAGAGAGUCUCCCACUACAUCGGCUACAACCAAAUGACGUGGGACUUUGGGAUGCCGAAGAAGAACCUCAACAACAUCACUGCCGUCCGUGAAAUGGUGGCGCGCGCGGAGGACCAGUUCGGGCUGGUGGUGGUGGCUGAGAGGAUGGAGGAGUCGCUGGUGCUGCUGGCCAAGUACCUGUGCUGGGAGCUGAGCGACAUGGUGGUGCUGCGCCUCAACUCCCUCAGGGACGAGCUAAAGCAGCCGCUGUCGCCGGCGACGCGGCAGCUGCUGCAGCAGAAGCUCGCCCCGGACUACCUGGUGUACCGACACUUCGUGGAGAGGUUCGAGCGGCAAGUGGAGGCGUUCGGGCGGGCGAGGAUGGCGGCGGCGGUGACGCGGCUGCGGGAGAUGAAGGCACUGCUCUCGGACACCUGCGGCUUCGUCAGGACGGAAGCGACCAAGCUAAACAACGCGCUGAGGCCGUGGUCUAACCUGGUGGACGGUUUCGCGGAUGAUGGAGGAAGUGGAUGCAGCCUCUACAUCCUGCCGGAGCUGCGGUUCAUUGAGAAGCUGAGGAAGAAACAGAUGAAGGAAGUUAUAAAGAGGUUCGGGAUGCAGCCGGGACCGCCCCUGGACGCCAUUCCCUUAGCGAUCGGCCAAGACGGGAAGGUCAGCGAAAAGGACUUGGAGAACCUGAAGAAGACGCUGGUUCACAAGGACAACACGAGGAAGAAGAUAAGCGGAAAAAGGGCGACGGGACCAGGUGGAAAAUAUAUGGCUGCGAGUGACGGUGGUGGCGGCGGCGGCGGUAGCGGUGUUGUUGGUGGUGAUCCGAAUGGUGCUGGUGGUGAUGGUAAUGGUGAUGGUGGUGGGGCGUGAGAGGCCUCGGUAAUGACGUUCGCCACCUCGCAGAAAGCACCAGUCUAAUAAUUUAGUUCUCACAUCAGGGAAUGGAGGACUGGGCUAGAUUCACAAAGGCUUAGUGCGUAGUUUUGAGAACAUUGUGAUACACAAAGCUCGCACGAUAAUAACUACCAACUAAUUGAUGGCGUCACGGGUUAGCGCGCUGAAGGUUUAACGCGCUCUGUGUGACGCUAAAUUUGUUGUGAAAUAACUACUGCUGUCACCCUGCCUGGUCAAACUCUUUCGCCUCUGCCUGUCAACAUCUACCUUUCCUUCUUGCUGGAAGUAUGCCUUCAUACAGCCUGUGCCUAAGAAGGGUGACCGCUCCAAUCCCUCAAACUACCGCCCUAUAGCUUUACUUUCUUGUCUAUCUAAAGCUUUUGAAUCAAUCCUUAACCGGAAGAUUCAAAAGCUUUUUUCCACUUCUGACCUUCUAUCUGAUCGCCAGUAUGGGUUCCGCAAGGGGCGUUCUACUGGUGAUCUCCUAGCCUUCUUAACUGACUCUUGGUCAUCCUCUCUUAGCCGUUUCGGUGAAACUUUUGCUAUUGCGCUGGACAUAUCAAAAGCUUUUGAUAGGGUCUGGCACAAAUCUUUGCUUUCUAAACUACCCUCCUACGGUUUCUAUCCUUCUCUCUGUACCUUUAUCUCCAGUUUCCUUUCUGACCGUUCUAUUUCUGCCGUGGUAGACGGUCACUGUUCUUCCCCUAAAUCUAUUAACAGUGGUGUCCCACAAGGUUCUGUCCUAUCUCCCACUCUUUUUCUGUUGUUCAUUGAUGAUCUUCUUUCCAAAACGAACUGUCCCAUCCAUUCCUACGCCGAUGAUUCCACUCUGCAUUACUCAACUUCUUUUAAUAGAAGACCCACCCUUCAGGACCUUAACGACUCAAGGCUGGAGGCUGCAGAACGCUUAGCCUCAGACCUUACUGUUAUUUCCGAUUGGGGCAAGAAGAACCUGGUGUCCUUCAACGCCUCAAAAACACAGUUUCUCCACCUAUCCACUCGACACAAUCUUCCAAACAACUAUCCCCUAUUCUUUGACAACACCCAGCUAUCACCUUCCUCAACACUAAACAUCCUCGGUCUAUCCUUAACUCAAAAUCUCAACUGGAAACUUCAUAUCUCAUCUCUUACUAAAUCAGCUUCCUCGAGGCUGGGCGUUCUGUACCGUCUCCGCCAGUUCUUCUCCCCUGCACAGUUGCUGUCCAUAUACAGGGGCCUUGUCCGCCCUCGUAUGGAGUAUGCAUCUCAUGUGUGGGGGGGCUCCACUCACACAGCUCUUCUGGACAGAGUGGAGGCUAAGGCUCUUCGUCUCAUCAGCUCUCCUCCUCAUACUGAUAGUCUUCUACCUCUUAAAGUCCGCCGCAAUGUUGCCUCUCUUUCUAUCUUCUAUCGAUAUUUCCACGCUGACUGCUCUUCUGAACUUGCUAACUGCAUGCCUCCCCCCCUCCCGCGGCCCCGCUGCACUCGACUUUCUACUCAUGCUCAUCCCUAUACUGUCCAAACCCCUUAUGCAAGAGUUAACCAGCAUCUUCACUCUUUCAUCCCUCACGCUGGUAAACUCUGGAACAAUCUUCCUUCAUCUGUAUUUCCUCCUGCCUACGACUUGAACUCUUUCAAGAGGAGGGUAUCAGGACACCUCUUCUCCUGUAUUUGAUCUUCCUUUCGGCCACCUCUUUUGUUUUACUUUAGGAGCAGCGAGUAGCGGGCUUUUUUUUCUUUUUUUUUUCUUUUUUUGUGUGCCCUUGAGCUGCCUCCUUUGUUGUAAAAAAAAUAUAUAUAUUAUAAUAUUUACGUAUAAAUGCUUAUAAAUCGCGUUUUUCAAAUUGAACUAUAACUUUGCGAGUAGAGGCAAUCCAUUUCUUUAUAAAAUGAUGAGAUGUGCACACUUUGAGAGGAAUAUGAUAAGUGUGGGCGGUAUGGCAACACCGAAGCCCGGCCGGGGGAUUGCAGACCUCCCUCCUCUUUCAUCUUCUGACCUCCUCAUCCAUUCGAUCAUUCAUCCAUCCCUACAUUUGUCCCUCCGCGGGACCAUGGACCUUUGUCGGGUGACAGCCCAUGAGUUGGGCUGCAGAUAUGGCAAGACAGUCUUAACUUUUCCUCGCUCCUUCCUUCCGUCCUUGUCUGCCUCGGUAUAUGUGCCACAUUAUUUUUAAUAUGCUCUCUUCCUGCCUCAAUCUCCUCCUUAUCUUCUUUUUCUACCCCUUAAACAUGUUCCUAGAUAACAAGACAUCGAACAGCAGAGUUAUCUUGACGUUAAUGUGCAGCAAACGACGAAAUAAUUAAACUCCUAGAUUACGAUUUAAUACAGUUUGCCUUAACUUUCCGGCUUUUCUCUCCCCGAUGUGCGUACCAGUUGGAAGGAAGCGUACAAACUAGCGAACAUCUGCAUUCUGGCGGGGAGUCAUGUGAUAGUGGGGUCUGUGAUGUCAUUCCGUGCGAUUUUGGUGCCAGUGUUGAUUCUAUGGUUGAACUGAACUCUUUAAACAUAUAUAGAAAUAAGCUGGUGUCAUUUUUUUACCUCGAAUUUUGGGGGGAUUUUUUCCCCACUGCAACCUGGCUGAAAUAAAUAAAUGUUAAAGCAUGGUUCCUGUUAGACUUGCACCGAUUAAUCGGUAAGUAAUCGGUAAUCGGCCUAAUCAGCCACUUUGUCGAUUAAUCGGUAAUCGGCUUUUUGACCGAUUAAUCGGGGCCGAUUAGUAUUUUUUUUCUCUUUUAUAAUACAAUGUACAUAACACAAUAUUAAUAAUGUUAAUGUAAGGAUGUUGAUGUUAAAAAAAAAAAAAAAAACUCUGAUACCUUU
Eriocheir sinensis (Chinese mitten crab) is the source of this 4353-nucleotide messenger RNA. RefSeq names its product galactose-3-O-sulfotransferase 2-like. Gene Ontology annotation, molecular function: galactosylceramide sulfotransferase activity. The transcript is spliced from 10 exons. Gene Ontology annotation, biological process: glycolipid biosynthetic process. Bases 126 to 1529 code for a protein of 467 amino acids. Gene Ontology annotation, cellular component: membrane. NCBI's taxonomy places the organism in Eukaryota, Metazoa, Arthropoda, Malacostraca, Decapoda, Varunidae. The record is from RefSeq and is a predicted model, not a curated record.